AUGCCUCUUCUUCUUGAAAACUCCAGUAGAGCCGAGUUAUCCAUACGCAAUCGUUUCUUAGAAGGCAACCCCAUUUUUCCAGGUUGCUUUCUCUUAGAUAGUGUCAAGUUUCUUAAGAGCUGCCUGGAACUCAAAGAGAAAUACCACUUCACCAAAGAUGGCGUCCAUCUCUUCACAACCAGUAAUGGUGAACUCUACCAGGCCUUCUGUGACAUGACCACCGAUGGAGGUGGUUGGACCCUAAUUGCAAGUGUCCAUGAGAACAACAUACAUGGGAAAUGCACCACUGGGGACCGCUGGUCCAGUCAGCAAGGGGGUAAUGCCACUUCUCCAGCAGGAGACGGGUCAUGGUCCAACUACGCGACAUUUGGUUCACCAGAAGGAGCGACAAGUGAUGACCUGAAGAACCCAGGUUACUAUGCCAUAAAGGCCUCAGAUAUAUCAAUUUGGCACGUACCCAAUGACACACCGCUAAGCAGCUGGAAAGAUGCAGCAAUCCUCCGCUAUCACACCGAAACCAACUUCCUACAGCAGUACGGAGGAAACUUGUACCAGCUGUUCCAUCAAUACCCUGUCGAAUACAACAAAGGGAAAUGUCCAGAUGAUAAUGGGCCCUUAAGUCACAUCACUUAUGACUUCGGCAAUGGUGAAAAGAUCAAGCAAUUGUAUGGGCCUUUGAGUCACAGUGAAUUUGAACCAGGAUAUGUGCAAUUCAGGGUAUUCAACAAUGAAAAAGCAGCAAUGGCGAUGUGUUCUGGAGUGAAGUACAAUGGAUGCAAUUCAGAACAUGUCUGUAUUGGAGGUGGAGGAUACUUCCCUGAGGCAUCGCCAAGGCAGUGUGGAGAUUUCACAGCCUUUGACUGGAAUGGUGUUGGCACACACCAGUCAUGGAGUGCAUCGAAGGAGGUGACAGAGGCUGCAGUGUUGAUCUUUUACCGUUAA
Molecule: messenger RNA, 942 nt
Organism: Hemiscyllium ocellatum (epaulette shark)
Lineage: Eukaryota; Metazoa; Chordata; Chondrichthyes; Orectolobiformes; Hemiscylliidae
Product: intelectin-1-like
Exons: 8
Coding region: 1-942 (313 amino acids)
Molecular function (GO): oligosaccharide binding
Source: RefSeq, a predicted model, not a curated record